Messenger RNA from Salvia hispanica, 910 nucleotides. Its product is annotated as protein BIG GRAIN 1-like A. The record is from RefSeq and is a predicted model, not a curated record. Gene Ontology annotation, biological process: auxin-activated signaling pathway. Lineage: Eukaryota; Viridiplantae; Streptophyta; Magnoliopsida; Lamiales; Lamiaceae.
GUUGGAUUGAAUCAAUUCCAUUGAGAUAGAAGAAGAAAUUAAUGAGGAAGGUCGACAAAUUCUCCCGCUCUCAUCUGCAGUCCGGGAAAUGUUGGAGCUCCGGUUCCAGCUGCAGCGGCGGUUUCUUCUCCUCCUUGGAACCCAAAUCCUUGGCGGCGGAGCAUCUCAGAAAGUUGGACGACUCUGGAAUCAAUUGGCGAGGCUUCAGCGACAGAUCGGAUCGCAAGUCGAAGAGCGAGAGCAGAUUAGUGAAAACAAAACUGAAAGCGCUGAAAAUGUACAAGAGCGUGAAGCAGCCGAUUUCUCCCUCCGGAAAAGUCGCCGCCUUCUUAAACUCACUCUUCGCCUUAAAGAAACAAAAAUUCCCCGACGACUCGUCGUCAUUCUCGCGCUCCACAAGCACGACUCCUUCGUCAGCGAAGCCGUCGAUUAAGUUUUUCCCGGCGAGCGUGAUUUUGGACGAAGAUUGUCGCCUCCAAAGGCAAAGAGGCAACAGCGACGACAUAGAUUCGAUCUUAGAGCUCGCCAUGCAUAUGAAGAGCAAGGAUCAAAUAUUAGGGUGUGACUCGUUCGGUAUUUUUAGUGAUGACAAAAAACGAGGUUUUGGUCGAGAAUUUGACGACGGGGAUGCUGAAUUUGAUGGAGCGAGCUGCGCGAGUUCGGAUUUAUUUGAAUUGGAGAAUCUAUCGGCCAUUGGAAUGGAAGAACUACCGCUUUAUCAAACUACUCAUCUUCACAAAAUUAUGCAAAUGGACUAAUUUUGUGAAAUUCAAUUAAUUUUUGACUUUGUAAAGAAAAAUGAAUUAAAAAAGGCGGAUCCCAUUUUUUGUAACACUCCUAUAUUAUAUUUUGCCAUUUUGUCCGUCUCUCAUUAAAAGUCCAUUUUCACUUUUAUCGACUCCACAUUCUA